UCUAAAAAAUGCGUAUUGCGUAAAAACUGUCCACGGCCAGGAAAGCUAGUCGUUGAAUACUGUAGCUGUCACUACGAUGUCCUGCAUGUAUCUGUCUUUACAAGCAAUCGAAUUAUCAACCUUCUCAUGUAGCGAGUUGCUUACUUGAAACCUCAUUUUUGGAUAGAGUCAUAGUAGAAGUCUCAUUUCAAUAUGAAUGAGCCAGAGGGACUGCGGUUCAGGAGGCUGAACAGACCACAGGUCAUCACAGACGAAUUACAGGAACCCCAAUACAAGGGAACCAGUACCUACAGUGGAAAGGUAUUCCGUGUGACCCUAGUGACCUUGGGAGGAUGCCUGAUCCUUCCAUUGCUUGUGGUCUUUUUUCUGCUUGAGUCUCCUAUUCACCCUGAGCUGCUCAGCCUCAAUGAGCCUCCCCUUAUGUCUGGGUGUUACGAGCCCAACUUUAAGCUGAGGGAGGCACAGCGGCUGUUUGAAGACCAGCUUGUUGGCCCAGAGUCCAUUGCCAACUUCGGAGAUGUGAUGUACACAGGUACGGCUGAUGGGAAGAUAGUGAAGAUUGAGGGCAAGAGCAUCACUGUUAUAGCCAGACUUGGCAAGCCACCCUGUGAUGGAUCCCGUGAGCAGGAGCCUAGCUGUGGACGACCCCUGGGUAUCAGAGUGGGUCCUAACGGCACCCUGUUUGUAGCUGACGCCUAUCUGGGGCUUUUCGAGGUCAACCCUGUCACAGGUGAGGUGACCAACCUGGUGUCGGCUGGGCAGAUGGUAGGGGGCCGGAGGCUCUCCUUUGUUAAUGACCUAGAUGUAACACAGGAUGGGAGGAAAGUGUACUUCACAGACUCUAGCAGCAGGUGGCAGCGCAGAGACUACCUUCAUCUUAUCAUGGAGGCCACAGCAGAUGGACGUGUGUUAGAGUAUGACACAGAGACCAAGGAGGUAACAGUGUUGAUGGAGAACCUUCGUUUUGCCAACGGGAUCCAGCUUUUCCCUGAUGAGGAGUCUGUACUGGUGACUGAGACUACCAUGGCUAGGAUUCGCAGGGUCCAUGUGUCAGGUCUAAAUAAAGGAGGAAUGGACACAUUUGUUGACAACCUGCCUGGUUUCCCUGACAACAUCCGUCGCAGCUCCUCUGGAGGGUACUGGGUGGCAAUGUCAGCGGUGCGGCCCAACCCUGGCUUCUCCAUGCUGGACUUCCUGUCCCAGAAGCCCUGGAUCAAGAAGCUCAUCUUUAAGCUCUUCAGUCAGGACAUGCUGAUGAAGUUUGUGCCUCGCUACAGCCUGGUGAUAGAGCUGCAGGAGAGCGGGACGUGCGUGCGUAGCUUCCAUGACCCCCACGGCAUGGUGGCGGCCUACGUCAGCGAGGCACAUGAGCACGACGGCCACCUCUACCUAGGCUCUUUCCGCUCCCCUUACCUCUGCAAGCUGGAUCUCAGCAAGGUGUGAGCUGGGAGCUGAGCACAACCACUUUCUCAGACAAAACCCAUAUAUGAGACUGCUGUCUGCCUACCUAACACCUCCCUACCUAGUCUCUCCCAAAUUAGUGUUUUCCAAUAACAACAAAUACAUCAGAAUUGAUAAGAAUGGCUUAAUGCUUGAUGUGCUGCAUUUGCAUUGCUUUUCACCAGCUUCAGGAAAACAUGGACUAGUCUUCAUUAAGUAUCUGCACUAUUAAGGCGCAUUUGACUGGGAUGCAAAUCCAUCCUUUCUAGUCUUAUCAGCCCACAAUGAACUAUUAGCCCUUUCUGACAGUGCAUUUCAGUUGUAGCUCAAGGAAUGUGUUAUUUAACCAAACAGUCUUUGGGGAAAGUAGUUUUCCCAAAAAUCCCCAUGUUGUAAGGUACAUUGUUUUUCAGGUCUGUGUUUUGGGUUGUUGAAAUGUGCCAAAUUUGUUCUCGAUUUUGUUUGUUUAAACCAUUCAGUAUCUGCACUUUUAGUUUCAUUUUUGCACUAAGCUCUCAUCUCACCCUUAAAUAUAACUGACAAUGUUAUUCUUGUACUUGGAGAAUUUCAAAGACGUCAUCUUAUCAGUUGAAAUACACAUGUAAAAAUCACUGAAUCAGUAUUAUUCUAGGAGUGCCACUGAACUGAUUUAUUUUGUUGUGUAUAUUUAGAAAUCCUAGAUCUAGUUGAUCAUAAUAAAGGUGAUGCAAAAAGAAUACAAAAUAA
Coregonus clupeaformis (lake whitefish) is the source of this 2166-nucleotide messenger RNA. RefSeq names its product adipocyte plasma membrane associated protein (gene apmap). The transcript has 9 exons. NCBI's taxonomy places the organism in Eukaryota, Metazoa, Chordata, Actinopteri, Salmoniformes, Salmonidae. Gene Ontology annotation, biological process: biosynthetic process. The coding region runs from base 193 to 1443 and encodes 416 amino acids. The record is from RefSeq and is a predicted model, not a curated record. Gene Ontology annotation, molecular function: strictosidine synthase activity.